CAUUGACAAAUCACCAAUGGCGACAGAAGAAAAAACUUUAACAUGUCAGCAAAACAACACGGAGGGGGAGUGAACUUUAGGACACCAGCAGUCAUAUUCCUGAAGAAACAUUACAGUAUCUUCCAUCUAAUUGAGUGCGGUUACAGUUCAGCCGAAAGCUGUCUGGUAUGCUCCUAGCAAUCCAGUAGAUGUCCACCCCUUCAGACACGUCAGGUGGUAUGUCCCAUCCUGGCCCUUCUCCGGGGGCAGGUCUAUCCCCAGGGCCCAUCUUGGGUCCGAGCCCUGGACCGGACCCCUCACCAGGCUCUGUUCACAGUAUGAUGGGACCCAGUCCUGGACCUGGAACACCCAACGCACCUCAUGGCAUGCAGGGCCAGGGACAAAGUGAAUACUCUCAGGAUGGCAUGUAUCCUAUGCACAAGACCAUGGAGGGGAUGAAUGAGAAGACCAUGGCAGAUGCGAUGCAUUUUGGUCACAUGAAAGGUGUGGGGAUGAGAUCUCUGCAUAGUGGUAUGGGGCCUCCACAGAGUCCGAUGGACCAGCACAGCCAAGGAUACAUAUCCCCACAUCCAUCCCCCAUGGGUGUCCAUGAGCAUGCUUCUAGUCCCAUGUCAGGAGGUGGAGGUGGUGGGGGACCCACACCGCCCCACAUGCCUCCAUCCCAGUCAGUCCCCAUGAUGCCCAUGGAUCCCCAGUCAGCCGUGCCAAACAUGUCCAACAUGAGCCAGCAGGGUCGGGGACCUUCUGCUUUCAGUCCGAUCCAGCUGCAGCAGCUCAGAGCUCAGAUCUUGGCCUACAAGAUCCUAGGCCGUGGGCAGCCCCUGCCUGAAAACCUCCAACUGGCUGUUCAGGGCAAGAGGAGUCUACCCACAAUGCAACAGCAGCAGCAACAACAACAGCAGCAGCAGGCACCUAGUGCUAGUCCUUACAACAGGCCUCCAGGUAUGCCAAUGGCUACUUUGGGUGGUCCCCAGUCAAGUCCCUGCCCUACCCCAACCAUGCAAGGACACAAUCAAAGCACAGGACCCAAGCCUUGGUCUGAUGGUCAGGGUGGUGAAAAUCAAGCCAACGCUCAGAAGCACCUCACCCCUGUCGCCAGCGGACGCCCGUCCCCUGUACCACCUCAGGCCUCGGCUGUGCCAGCUGGGCCCAUGCCGGGCAGCUCGGUGACCCCUCAGCCUCCCGGGCAGCAGGUUUCCCCCAUGCUCCAGAUGCAGAAACAGAAUCGCAUCACACCAAUCCAGAAGCCCCAGGGCCUGGACCCAGUGGGGAUCCUGCAAGAGAGAGAGUACAGGUUGCAGGCUCGGAUUGCACAUCGAAUCCAGGAACUGGAAAGUUUGCCAGGCUCUCUCCCCCCCGACCUGAGGACUAAAGCCACAGUGGAGCUCAAGGCCCUUCGUCUACUCAACUUCCAGCGGCAGCUGAGACAGGACGUUGUGGCGUGUAUGAGGCGAGACACGACCCUGGAGACGGCCCUCAACUCGAAGGCUUACAGACGCAGCAAGCGGCAGACGCUGCGGGAGGCACGCAUGACUGAGAAGCUGGAGAAACAGCAGAAGCUCGAGCAGGAGAAGAAGCGCAGACAGAAACAUCAGGAAUAUCUCAACAGUAUCCUUCAGCAUGCGAAAGACUUCAAAGAGUAUCACCGCUCGAUAUCCGGUAAACAGCAGAAACUCACCAGAGCUAUCGCCACCUGGCACACCAACACCGAGCGGGAACAGAAGAAGGAGACUGAGAGAAUUGAGAAGGAGAGGAUGAGGAGACUCAUGGCUGAAGAUGAGGAAGGCUACCGAAAACUAAUUGACCAAAAGAAAGAUAAGCGUCUGGCCUACUUGCUGCAGCAGACAGAUGAAUACGUGGCCAACCUCACCACCCUGGUGCACGAACACAAAGCUGCCCAAGCUGCCAAGGACAAGAAGAAGAAGAAGAAGAAAAAGAAGAAGGUGGAUGGAGAUGGUGAAGGCACCAGCGCCAUUGGACCUGAUGGAGAGCCCAUUGAUGAGAGCAGUCAGAUGAGUGAGCUGCCAGUCAAAGUCAUUCAGACGGAGACUGGGAAAGUUUUGCAGGGAACAGAUGCUCCCAAGUCCAGCCAGCUGGAGGCCUGGCUCGAGAUGAACCCUGGGUAUGAAGUUGCCCCGCGGUCGGACAGCGAGGAGAGCAGCUCAGAGUAUGAGGAGGAGGAGGAAGAGGUGUUGACCAAGGCAGAAGUGGAGGACAAGACGAUAAUCGAUUCCAUUGAAGCGCACAUUAUCAAGGUUGUCAAGCAGGAUGUGGAUGAUGAGUACAGUGUUGAUGCUGGACAAACCAGCUCCGCGUCUUACUAUGGUGUGGCCCAUGCUGUCAUUGAGAGGGUGGAGAAGCAGUCGGCGUUGCUGAUCAACGGCCAACUCAAACAUUACCAGGUCCAGGGGCUGGAGUGGAUGGUGUCCCUGUACAACAACAAUCUAAACGGCAUCCUGGCUGAUGAAAUGGGCCUCGGCAAAACCAUCCAAACCAUUGCCCUUAUUACCUACCUGAUGGAGCACAAGAGGAUCAACGGCCCCUUUCUCAUCAUCGUUCCUCUCUCGACAUUGUCUAACUGGGUCUAUGAACUUGACAAGUGGUCACCCUCUGUGGUCAAAAUUGCUUACAAGGGCACCCCCGUGUUACGCCGUGGGCUUGUGCCUCAGCUCCGCAGCGGGAAGUUCAACGUCUUGCUGACCACCUAUGAAUACAUCAUCAAGGACAAAAACAUACUGGCCAAGAUUCGUUGGAAGUACAUGAUUGUGGACGAGGGUCACCGCAUGAAGAACCACCACUGUAAGCUGACCCAGGUGCUGAACACUCACUAUGUGGCUCCCCGCCGCCUCCUCCUCACUGGUACGCCGCUGCAGAACAAGCUGCCCGAGCUGUGGGCCCUGCUCAACUUCCUCCUGCCCACCAUCUUCAAGAGCUGCAGCACCUUCGAGCAGUGGUUCAACGCCCCCUUCGCCAUGACAGGAGAGAGGGUCGACCUCAAUGAGGAGGAGACCAUCCUGAUUAUCCGCCGUUUGCAUAAAGUUCUCCGCCCCUUCCUGCUACGCAGACUGAAGAAAGAGGUGGAGUCUCAGCUGCCAGAGAAGGUGGAGUAUGUCGUGAAGUGUGACAUGUCUGCGAUACAGAAGGUUUUGUACCGCCACAUGCAGAGAGGCAUCCUCCUCACAGACGGCUCAGAGAAAGACAAGAAGGGCAAAGGAGGAUCAAAGACCCUGAUGAACACCAUCAUGCAGCUGAAGAAGAUCUGCAACCAUCCAUACAUGUUCUCGCACAUUGAGGAAUCUUUUGCUGAACACCUGGGCUUUCCAAGCGGCGUCAUCAGUGGGCUGGAUCUGUAUCGAGCUUCUGGGAAGUUCGAGCUGCUGGAUCGCAUCCUGCCGAAGCUGCAGGCCACCAACCACAGAGUCCUACUGUUCUGCCAAAUGACCACUCUCAUGACAAUCAUGGAGGACUACUUCAGCUACCGCAACUUUCUGUAUCUACGUCUCGACGGAACCACGAAGUCUGAUGACCGAGCGCUCCUGCUGAAGAAAUUUAAUGAGGAAGGAUCUGUGUACUUCAUCUUCCUGCUCAGUACCAGAGCCGGUGGCCUCGGCCUCAACCUGCAGGCUGCAGACACCGUCGUCAUCUUUGACAGCGACUGGAACCCACACCAGGACCUUCAGGCUCAGGACCGGGCUCACCGCAUCGGUCAGACGAACGAGGUGCGCGUGCUUCGUCUCUGCACCGUCAACAGUGUGGAGGAGAAAAUCUUGGCAGCUGCCAAAUAUAAACUCAACGUGGAUCAGAAGGUCAUCCAGGCGGGCAUGUUUGACCAGAAGUCCUCCAGCCACGAACGCCGUGCCUUCCUCCAGGCCAUUUUAGAGACUGAGGAGCAGAAUGAGGAAGAAGACGAGAUCCCCGAUGAUGAAACCCUCAACCAGAUGAUCGCCCGCAAUGAAGAUGAAUUUGAGCUCUUCAUGCGCAUGGACAUGGACCGACGCCGGGAGGACGCCAGGAACCCGAAGCGUAAGCCUCGUCUCAUGGAGGAGGACGAGUUGCCUUCUUGGAUCAUCAGAGACGAAGCUGAGGUCGAGCGGCUCACGUACGAAGAGGAGUCGGAGAAGAUGUUUGGCCGAGGAUCACGAUGUCGCCGGGACGUGGACUACAGUGACACGCUGACUGAAAAACAGUGGCUGCGGGCCGUUGAGGAUGGUAACCUGGAAGAGAUGGAGGAGGAGAUCCGGCUGAAAAAGCGCAAACGCAAGAGACGCCAGGACAAGGACUCGUCGAGCAGAGAAGAUGGGGGCUCCAAGGGCAAGAAGAAACGUGGGCGUCCACCAGCUGAGAAACACUCUCCCAACCCCCCCAAACUCACCAAGCAGAUGAACACCAUCAUCGACACAGUCAUCAACUACAGAGAUGGGUCAGGAAGACAACUAAGCGAGGUCUUUGUCCAGUUACCAUCCAGGAAGGAGCUCCCAGAAUAUUACGAGCUGAUCAGAAAACCUGUGGACUUCAAAAAGAUCAAGGACCGUGUGAGAAACCAUAAAUACCGGGGUGUGGGAGACCUGGAGAGGGAUGUGAUGCUGCUUUGUCACAACGCUCAGACCUUCAACCUGGAGGGAUCCCAGAUAUACGAGGACUCCAUUGUCCUUCAGUCUGUUUUCAAGAGUGCCAGGCAGAAGAUAGCCAAGGAGGAAGAGAGUGAAGAUGACAGCGAUGAAGAUGAUGAUGACGAUGAUGAUUCGGAGGCUGAGGCCAAGUCUGUGCGGGUGAAGAUCAAGCUGAGUAAGGAGGCGCGCAGCCACGACAAAGGCAAGAAGAAGCAGAGCCGAGGGAAGGCCAAGCCGGUGGUCAGCGACGACGACAGCGACGACGACCUGGAUGAUAAUGAUCAGUCAGACAAAAGCGACGAUGACUGAGAACAAGAGGAGAUAGCACUUAUAAACACAAAGGACAGUAUCUUCCAUCACCGUUGUUCAGGUUCAUACUCUGUAUUUUUUUAAUUUUUACUUCAUUUGUCCUCUUUGUUUGUCUGUAGUGUGUUUCGUCGCACCUUCUCCUACCAGCUUGGAAAUGUAUUACUAAUAACCGAUAAGCUACAGCAAUACCAAUCUGCUUAUAUUCCUGUUUUUAAGACAAUUUUUUAGUAUAUUUUUUAACUCUGUGCUUUAAAAGCUGAUUUAAAUUCUAUAUGAAAAAAGGAAGAAAAAAAAAGAUUUGGUCAUGCUAUACGUGCUUUUGCUUGAUUUGUACUUGCUUGCUUGCACUUUUAGAAAAUUAAAUAUUAAUAUCAAAAUUUAAAAAAUGUGUAACAAAAACAAACAUAUAUAUAGAUAGAAUUUGGAGAACCACUAAUU
Sebastes umbrosus (honeycomb rockfish) is the source of this 5357-nucleotide messenger RNA. It is a transcript of the gene smarca2, whose product is annotated as SWI/SNF related, matrix associated, actin dependent regulator of chromatin, subfamily a, member 2. Gene Ontology annotation, cellular component: nucleus. Gene Ontology annotation, molecular function: histone binding; ATP-dependent chromatin remodeler activity; ATP binding. The coding region runs from base 189 to 4919 and encodes 1576 amino acids. NCBI's taxonomy places the organism in Eukaryota, Metazoa, Chordata, Actinopteri, Perciformes, Sebastidae. The record is from RefSeq and is a predicted model, not a curated record. The transcript is spliced from 34 exons. Gene Ontology annotation, biological process: positive regulation of transcription by RNA polymerase II.